UUUCACUCUCUAUUUUCAGACCUGAGUCAUCAGUCAACGUUUCCUUUCUUGCUCCAUGCUCGCAACAUUCACAGUUUAAUUCAAAAAAUUUUGACCAAAUCUCUCUGUUUUCCUUUUUUUCCUUUCCCAUGUUUCAUUGGAUUCGAGGAGAGUCAGAGAAUCCCCGAUUCAACAGCAAGGUUACGAUGGAGGGAGCAUAGAAAUAGUCAUAUAGCAGAGAAAUUAUGGAAAACGGUAGUGAAAUGUCAUCCUCUUUGAGCUUCGCCUCCUCUAAUCUAUCAAGUAGUUCCAGUAGCCUUAGCCACGAUCCUUGUACAAGUCUUGAAAAUUUGAGCCUAAACAAGCUCAGCUGCAACCUUGAAAACCUACUGUUUCACUCUGAAUAUGACUACAGUGAUGCCGAGAUUGUUGUUGAAGACAAACCCGUGGCCGUCCACCGUUGUAUAUUGGCUGCACGCAGCCAGUUUUUUCAUCAGCUUUUUAGCAAGGGAGUAGUUAAGGAAGGUAAACCAAGAUAUCUUAUGUCUGAGUUGGUGCCUUUUGGUGUGGUUGGAUAUGAAGCAUUCAGCGUGUUCUUGAAUUAUUUGUAUACCGGGAAGCUCAGGCCAUCUCCGCCGGAAGUUUCAACCUGUGUUGAUCUUACCUGUAAUCAUGAUGCGUGUGGUCCUGCUAUUACUUAUGCUUUGGAAUUGAUGUAUGCUUCUGCCACUUUCCAGGUGAAAGAACUUGUUCUGCUUCUUCAGCGUCGUCUGCUAGAUUUUGUCGAGAAGGCUUUUGUAGAAGAUGUAAUCCCAAUUCUUGUAGCGGCCUUUCACUGCCAACUUAACCAGCUUCUCUCUAACUGCAUUCAGAGAGUUGCGAGGUCAGAUAUUGAUUGUGCGUGUCUCAGCAAAGAACUCCCUUCUGAAGUAUUUAGUAAACUUAAAUCAGUACGCCUCGAAAUUCAGCAAGACCAUGAAUCAAGUGAUUUGGAAGUGGACGCUGUGGAUGAAAAGAGCAUUAAGAAAAUUCACAUGGCACUGGACUCUGAUGACGUUGAACUGGUGAAUCGAUUACUCAGUGAAUCCAAUAUAACUUUAGACAAGGCCUACGCUCUCCACUAUGCUGCAGCCUACUGUGACCCUAAGGUUGUUAAGGAGCUACUACGUCUUGGCUUAGCUGAUCUUAGUCUUAGGAACCCUCGAGGCCUUACUGUGCUUCAUGUGGCUGCAAGACGCAAGGAGCCAUCACUGCUGAUGGCACUACUGACUGAAGGAGCCUCUGUAUCGGGAACUACGUUGGAUGGACAAACUGCUGUUGCAAUCUGUAGAAGACUCACAAGGCUGAAAGACUAUAACAAGAACAUAGAGCAGGGGCAAGUAUCCCAUAAAGAUCGGAUAUGCAUUGGCAUCCUGGAGAGAGAGAUGGGAAAUUCAGUCUCCGGGAAUGUCCCAAUUUCAUCACCUAUGAAUACUGAUGAUUUGCAAAGGACACUGGAUUAUCUGGAGGAUAGAGUGGCAUUUGCACGGUUGUUUUUCCCUGCUGAAGCCAAACUAGCUAUGGAGAUUGCUGAUGCAAGUUUGAGCUCAGCUAAUGCUGGCCUGUCAGCUUCAAAAUCAAUGGGCUCAAGUGGUAAUCUAAGAGACGUUGAUCUAAAUGAAACUCACACUGUAUGGACCAAAAGGUUACAAUUGCAACUGCAGAAACUUCAUAAAACAGUGGAGACGGGUAGACGCUAUUUCCCGCAUUGCUCGGACGUGCUUGAUAACUUUCUAGAAGAUGCGGAGAUGCCUGAUUCUUUGUUCCUGGAGAAGGGAACUCCAGAAGAACAAAAAUUGAAAAAAAGGCGCUUCAUGGAACUUAAAGAGGAUGUGCAGAAAGCAUUUAACAAGGACAUGGAGAAUAAACGAUCAGGUUUAGCAAGAGUAUCAUCCUUCUUCAUCAUCCUUAACUUCUCAAGAUCGCGGUGC
This is a messenger RNA of Carica papaya (papaya), 1949 nucleotides long. The record is from RefSeq and is a predicted model, not a curated record. NCBI's taxonomy places the organism in Eukaryota, Viridiplantae, Streptophyta, Magnoliopsida, Brassicales, Caricaceae.